This is a messenger RNA of Patiria miniata (bat star), 2085 nucleotides long. RefSeq lists its product as uncharacterized. The transcript has 3 exons. The record is from RefSeq and is a predicted model, not a curated record. Lineage: Eukaryota; Metazoa; Echinodermata; Asteroidea; Valvatida; Asterinidae. The coding region runs from base 1 to 2085 and encodes 694 amino acids.
AUGACUGAUGGUGCCGUCGGAAACACUAGUAUUGGCGCUAACGCUAAGCUCAAUCGACUCUUCCAGUUCUGCGAAGGAGAAGCUUUGGCAGUCAUCCGUUGUUGCGCCAUGAUGCAGCCGGAUGAAGGUUACGCCAAGGCCAAAGAACUGCUUCGAGAGCGUUUCGGAAAUGGUUAUAGAAUUUCCGAGACCUGGCAUCGACAAGCUUUGGAAGUUUACCAGCAAGGACACUCGGGAAGCGGUGAUACCGUUAAAUCCCCCGACGUGUACCGCAUGGCAGUACACCUGUUUGGAGGCGUGUGGAGCCCCAGUUUUGCCAACGUUGCCCUCAGACGGACGGCAGAAGAUAAUGUGGACGACUUCAAUGCCGAUGUUCUGGCUACAGUGAAGGAGAACUUCUACGUGGACGACUGCCUGAAGUCCCUAGAUUCCGAGGGUGAAGCAGUUGAGACGGUGAAGCAGUUGACUGACAUACUGGCGAAGGGAGGUUUCCGCCUGACAAAGUGGAUUAGCAAUAGCAGAAGAGUAAAUGAAUCCGUGCCGCCGGAAGAGAGAGCAAAGGGUGUCAAGAACCUUGAUCUUAGUCAAGAAGAGCUACCUGUUGAGAGAGCGUUGGAAGUCCAUUGGGAUACUGAGCACGACUUACUCAGAAUGAAGAUCAAGUCAAAACAUGGUAGUCAGACAAGAAGAGGCUUACUGAGCGUCAUCUGUUCAGUGUAUGACCCAUUGGGGUUUGUUUUCCCGUACAUCCUUCGGGCGAAACUCCUCUUUCAGGACGAGUUCCAAAUCGUUGGCAAGAGCUGGGAUGAUCCUUUAGAGGCCGAAACUCAGGAUCACUGGGCGAAGUGGUUAGAUAAGCUUUCUCUUUUAAAAGAGUUUGCUGUUGAAAGAUGCCUCGUGCCAAGCAACUUCGGAGAGAUAAGUGAAUGCCGUUUGCAUCACUUUUCAGAUGCCUCUCAAGAUGCGUGUGGGAGUGUAUCUUAUGCUCGUUUUGUCAAUUCUGCGGGAGAAAUCCACUGUAGUUUUCUGAUAGGAAAAUCACGCCCGGCACCUUUGAAGACGAUGACGAUACCCAGACUGGAGCUUUCUGCAGCAGUAGUAGCUGUAAAGAUGGAGCAGAUGCUACGAAGGGAGCUGAAACUGAACGUCUGCGGGUCCACGUUCUGGACUGACAGCAUGCUUGUGCUGCAGUACAUCAAGAACACAUCAAAGCGCUUACACACGUUUGCAGCCAACAGGGUGGCUGUCAUACAUGAUGGUUCAUCUGUUGACCAGUGGCGAUAUGUAAAUACGGAUCGAAAUCCUGCUGAUGACGCAUCGAGAGGUCUGGACGCGCACAACAUGAUCUCCAAAGACAGGUGGAGAAAGGGACCAGAAUUCCUCUGGCAGGAUGAGAAGAGUUGGCCAGCAACUCCUCAAACUCCAAAUCUUCUCGAGACGGAUCGGGAAGUGAAGAAAGUAGCAGUGACACGAGCUACGGGAGGCGCAGUGACAGCUGAUCCUGUGGCAAGACUUAUCAGCAAGUAUUUCAGUUGGAACCAUCUAAAGAAGGCUGUGGCGUGGGUCCUGCGUUGCAAGAAGUGGUUGAUUGAACGCAGAUCUCGAUCCAUAUGGAGUGGAAAUCGACUGACCGCAGCAGAGAUGGAUGAUGCAGAACUUGCUGUAAUAAGAUACGUGCAAAGAAUCAACUACGAGCAGGAGAUCCGAGACUUAGAGAAAGGGAGACGUUCAGUCCAAAGGCAAAUUUCCAUCUACAGUCUUGAGCCAAUUAUCGAUGACAACGGUGUUCUGAGACUAGGUGCUUCGCACAUGGGUGGUGUCUGGGAACUGCCAAUACGGACCGUACGGAAGGUGCUAGGAGCACUUCUGAAAGACCAAGUUCUAGACGACAAGCGCCUGAGUACCAUGUUUUCUGAGGCCGAAGCCAUAGUCAAUGAUCGGCCAAUCACCGCUGUCUCUGACGACCCGAAUGAUUUGGAGGCCCUCACGCCGAGUCAUCCGCUCAAAUUCAGACCUGGGCAUCCAAUGCCAUUGAGUGGUUUGACGGACGGAGACAAAUACCGGAAACGAUGGAGACAUGUUUAG